Messenger RNA from Tribolium madens (black flour beetle), 4141 nucleotides. It is a transcript of the gene CaMKII, whose product is annotated as calcium/calmodulin-dependent protein kinase type II alpha chain. Gene Ontology annotation, molecular function: calmodulin binding; calcium/calmodulin-dependent protein kinase activity; ATP binding. NCBI's taxonomy places the organism in Eukaryota, Metazoa, Arthropoda, Insecta, Coleoptera, Tenebrionidae. Gene Ontology annotation, cellular component: neuron projection; cytoplasm. The transcript is spliced from 19 exons. The record is from RefSeq and is a predicted model, not a curated record. The coding region runs from base 184 to 1974 and encodes 596 amino acids. Gene Ontology annotation, biological process: protein phosphorylation.
GUGUGCCGAUCCGAUCCCAAAUCAUCGGUGUCAGCGAGCGUGCAAAACGUUCUCUUUGAAAAUUUCUCCUCCAAGUGCGGUGGUGUAUUUUGGGUGGCGUAUCGCAUCGGUUGCGCAAAAAUCCCAUUUUCUCCUCCACACACAGCAGUAGGUUUUAGGCACUGCGGACUGCAGUGGUGAGCCAUGGCGGUGCCAAUUGCUUGCACGCGGUUUAGCGACAACUACGACCUCAAAGAGGAACUUGGAAAGGGAGCUUUUUCAGUAGUUAGAAGAUGUGUCCAAAAAUCAACUGGUUUGGAAUUCGCCGCCAAAAUAAUAAACACGAAAAAAUUAUCAGCGAGAGAUUUCCAAAAGUUAGAAAGAGAAGCACGAAUUUGUAGGAAAUUACAGCAUCCAAACAUAGUGAGGUUACACGACAGUAUACAAGAAGAAAAUUUUCAUUAUUUAGUAUUUGAUUUGGUAACGGGUGGCGAAUUAUUUGAAGAUAUUGUAGCGCGAGAGUUUUAUUCAGAAGCAGAUGCAUCACAUUGCAUACAACAGAUAUUAGAAUCAGUAAAUCAUUGUCAUCAAAACGGUGUAGUACAUAGAGAUCUCAAGCCUGAAAACCUUCUUUUAGCAAGUAAAGCCAAAGGAGCAGCUGUGAAAUUAGCCGAUUUCGGUCUAGCGAUAGAAGUGCAAGGAGAACAACAAGCCUGGUUCGGUUUCGCAGGAACGCCAGGAUAUCUCUCUCCGGAAGUAUUGAAAAAGGAGCCCUAUGGGAAACCUGUAGAUAUUUGGGCAUGUGGUGUUAUAUUAUACAUUCUUUUAGUCGGUUAUCCUCCAUUUUGGGAUGAGGACCAACACCGGUUAUACGCACAGAUUAAAGCUGGUGCUUAUGAUUAUCCCAGUCCGGAAUGGGAUACGGUCACUCCUGAGGCAAAAAACCUCAUCAAUCAAAUGCUUACGGUUAAUCCAGGAAAGAGAAUUACUGCCUCGGAAGCUUUAAAACAUCCAUGGAUUUGCCAAAGAGAACGUGUGGCGUCUGUUGUUCAUCGACAAGAGACUGUGGAUUGCCUCAAGAAAUUCAAUGCCAGACGCAAGCUUAAGGGUGCAAUACUUACAACUAUGUUGGCUACGCGUAAUUUCUCAAAAUGUGGUAGAAGUAUAAUCGUGAAAAAAGGCGACGGAUCUCAAGUUAAAGAAUCAACCGACAGUUCAACAACACUAGAAGACGAUGAUAUAAAAGAGGAUAAGAAGGGCGGAGUCGACCGCAGUUCUACUGUAAUUGCCAAAGAACCGGAAGGCUCUGGAACUCCUCCACAAUCGCCAAGAAUAGCACCUUCUUCUUCAAGUUCGCCUUCUAGUUCUGUCGCUGCUGCAAACCCACGACCCAAUACUCUUAAUUUAGGGCAAGCUUUAUUGCAGGGGGUACAAGAUUUGGAUUCUGUUGAUACUGAGCACUGGGUUGAAACAACAGUUGGAUACAACCGUUUUCCAACCGAAGAAUCAGAAAUACGGAUUGUGUGCCCCGAAAAGCCAUAUUCUCAACUAUCCACAAAUUCGCAAGGUUCAGCACGACGACAAGAAAUCAUCAAAAUGACCGAACAACUUAUUGAAGCGAUUAAUACGGGAGAUUUUGAAGCUUAUACAAAAAUAUGUGAUCCACAUUUGACUGCAUUUGAACCGGAAGCCAUGGGAAACCUGGUUGAAGGCAUGGAUUUCCACAAGUUUUAUUUUGACAAUGUUUUGGGAAAAAAUUGCAAAGCUGUAAACACCACAAUUUUGAACCCUCACGUCCACUUAUUGGGCGAAGACGCAGCUUGCAUCGCUUACGUGAGAUUAACACAAUAUAUGGACAAACAUGGCCAAGCGCACACUCACCAAUCGGAAGAAAGUCGUGUGUGGCAUAAAAGAGACAACAAAUGGCAAAAUGUUCAUUUUCAUCGCAGUGGCGGCACAGGUGGCGCUGCUUUCGGCUUCAGUUCACAUAAAUAGGACAUUAUGCCAUAACUUUCAUCGAGCAUUCAUAUAUAAACUAUGUUUACUGUGAAUUCUAUUUGUGGUGAUGUGUGAUUCUGAUAUUUUUUAUUGAUUCUUAUUGUUUUUACAUUAGAUAGUGUAGUUUUCUCUAUCACAAUUAUUACAUGUUACCAACCUAUUAUUCCAUAUAAUGUCCACACUUAUUAUUGCUUGAAACAAGUGAUUUUCCAUUGUUUUUGCGUAGUAUAGUAGAUGUUAGUGGAUUUUUUAAGUCACAAUCGUGUCUAGUGAGCUACAUUGUAUGGAAUAAAUGAAUAGAUUGCCUUCUAUGAUAUAUUUCUAGGCUUGCCAUUGAAGGGUUGGUAUUGUAACUGAAAGUGGCAGCUUUUGCAGCACACCAAACCUAACUAUAAGAUAUAAGAAAUAACUACUUAGCCAAAUGAUUAUAGAUAAAAACAAGAGUAUUUAUUGAGAUUUUAAGUUUCUCCUUUAUUACACUACAAUCAGAAAUUUAAACAUUCUAGGCUAGGAAUUAAUGGUGCGAGGAUUAUUUUAUAUUUGUAAAUUAUUGCUUUGUUUUCCUGAAAAGUCUUAAACUACUGCCUUAUUAAGGUUUAAGUAGGGUUACAGUACUUAUUUAUUAGUGCACUGAUGCAUGGCAAUUUUUAUAGCAAAGUUAUAACUCUUAUAGAGUACCAACCACACUUCUAUAACCACCAGCAACACUGUUGCCAACUUAGUUUCAAAAUCAGAGACCAUUUUAAUUGACCAUUCGGUAUAAUUCUUGUUUUUUUGAAACAAUCAUUUUGUACAUAGGAUUAACGUAAUAGUUUACAAAGAUUUAAUGAUAGAGGUCGCACGUUGCUUAAGACAAAGAUGAACAAACGCCCCUUUUAGUUGCACCUUGAGGCGAAAUAAAGGGGAGAUUUGUACAUAAAAAUGUAAACAAUUUUGGAACUUUAAUAUUGACAUUUAAGUCGUACUAUUGACAUGUUUUUAGCUCUCUUAAUAUGAAUAUACUUAAGGAUAAUGUGUAAUCACUAUAUCUAAUUUUCACAUAUUUUGGUCAUUUCAUCUAUUGUAUCGAUAUUUUUUUCUCGAAUGAUUUGUUCAAACGAAAAACCGCGAGAUAAUCACUAGAUUGGUGCGCUCAAAAUAUCAUAAAACGAAUAAAUGUUUAUAAGAAUUCGUGUGAAAAAUAUCGAUAGUCUGCUGCUUUUUAAUGUAUUUGCUGAGACUUAUCGAAUUUAAAUGAAUUAUCCACUACAUGUUAGAAUAGUUAUUCUUUUUAGUGAAUUUGUAGUUAAAUUGUAAUAAAGUGGUUAAUGAAAUAAGUCAUUCUAUGAAUUGACUUUAAAUUUUGAAAUACAUAUGUUAGGCCUAAAGUAACUUUUGUUUUUCAAGUUUAUGGACCAUCUUCGUAUUAUUUUUAACUACAAAAUCAUCACAAGUUUAAAUUUCUUUAGACAGGAAAGGAUUGAUGAGAUUUUAUACUGUUCCUAUUUUAACACAUCUUGUGAUUUUUGCAAUAUUUUCGUGUAAUAUGCUAAGUGAGUGUAUUCAAUCCCUCAUCUGUUACAACUGUUUUGUUAUUGGAACGACACUGUAUUUACCCCAGCAACAAAGUUGAACUUGUUUUAAACAAUAUUGAUGUUUUAGGCUAGUUAACAAAUAUAAAUAUCAAAGAAAAUUCUUGUUGCGGGUAAACAAAGUGAAAAUUCCAUUAUAUAAACCUACUGAAUGUACAAUUCUUUACAUAACAACUAUAUUUUAAUGUUUUGUGCAAUAUAGUUAUAAAUAAUAGUGUUUAAUGUUGUUUUUAAGAUGUAAGUUACAUAUUUGCUCAUAUACUUAAUUUUUAUUUAAAUAUUUUGUGUUGUACAAUAUUUAUACAGGGCAAAUGGAAUACUAUGUUUAAGACAUUAUUAGUUGGCACUUUUGUGAAACUACAAAAGAAAUCACAAUCACAGUGCCAUACAGUUUUGUAUAGUUUUUUUUAGUAAUUAUGUUCAGUGGAUAAACACACAUAUUAAACCGUUGAAAAUGUAUAUAAAGAAUGAUCUUAUUAAAUUUUUGCUUCUAUCAUGUUCAACAUGUACCUAUACAUGAUGUAUGUUUUCCCUUUACAAUCAAGUGUUUGAGUAAACCACUUUUAUGGAAAAUUAAAUUGAAAAAAAUAUUA